CAAAAUGUUCCUGUCUCUUUUGACAUCAAACUCACCCCGAGAAUCUAACACCCAGACAACCCAUACGCAACAUGUUUCGGGUCGGAUCAACCCGAACUAAAUCCAACCGUUCAUGUCACUUUCCACCGAAUCAUCAUCAUCAUUAUCAUCUACCAUCUUUAACCGUUUCGUUCCGAUUCCACAACCGUCAUUCAAAUUCCGGCCACCGUAGUAUUCUCUCUUCCGUUUUCUAACCACCUUUGAUUUCCUUUCUAGUAUUUCCAUGACACCAUGACCUUUUCAGACGACGAAGACGAAAAUCUAGCUCAAUUUCUCGAAUCAGAAGUCCUCUCCGAGGUCUCUGACAAGGAAGAGGUAAAUGUAGAGGAACCUAAAGCGAAGAGAAAACGCACAGACGAGGUUGAUAGUAGUAAACAGAGCACCAUACAGUGUUCUGGUUCAUCAUCUAAGCCUAAGAACUAUGGUGCCAAUAAUGCCAUGGUACCGAGAAGGAUUGAAACUGGUUUUUUCAGCAAAGUUCCACCAGAACUUUUCCAUCAUAUCCUUAAAUUUUUGUCGUCUGAGGACCUUAUUUCUUGUUCUUUAGUCUGUAGUUUUCUAAGUUGUGCUGCAUCUGAUGAAGCGUUGUGGCGUCGCUUGUAUUGUAUGCGAUGGGGCCUUCUUCCCCCGACGAGGAAGAUAAGGGACUGCCCAUGGAAAAAGCUAUACAUUCAGCGUGAUGAAAAUGACAUGGUUGAACUUGUCACAAGCUGCCAAAAUGAGUUUAAGGAAUACUAUAUUCAAAUGCAAGCAGCUAAGAGAAGUCAAGCACCUCAUCCUUCACAGUUGAAGGAUGAUAGCAUAAUUCUCGACAAAACCUUAGCUGAUCAAGUCUCAUCAUGGAAAAGUAGCAGGGGCCUCAGUGAUACAGUGGUGAAUGACCAUGCUUGUUCUGGGAAGACAUGCUCGUACUACCAAAUUGGAGAUGUUUUUAUUUGUGAGAAGACUGGACAAGUUCAUGUUUGCGAUGAAACUUGUAAAGAAGUGGUUAUGGAUCCCGAGGAUGAGCUUUUGGUCUGUACAAUAUCAGGGCACUGUUUUGAUAGAUUAUUAUCGCCAUCUGAAAUGGAGCCCGACUCUGAGCAGCAGCAAGGUGUUGCAGCUGAUGAGGAAGAACCAUUUAUGGGAUCUGGCCGUUUUGCGCGAGCUUAUUUGCUGGGAUACAAUUGUGCUGAUGAAAAGGAGCUUGAAGAUACUUUGAGGUAUUGCUGAUCCCCAUUUAGCUCGUCUGGGAGUGGAUUGUCUCAUGCCUUUUGGUUUUGUCCUUUUGUCAUUGUAAUAAUAAGACAAAAUCAUGUAGCCGACCCCAUUCAAUGAGAUAAGACGUGAUUAUUGUUGCUGUUGUUGUAAUAAGUCGUAUGCUUUAUGCUAAUAGUGGUGCUUUAAUAUGGAGUAUGUAGUUGUAUUGUAUCAAGUAGAAGAACUUUUCUUUUAA
Messenger RNA from Medicago truncatula (barrel medic), 1474 nucleotides. RefSeq names its product F-box protein SKIP31. The coding region runs from base 271 to 1251 and encodes 326 amino acids. The record is from RefSeq and is a predicted model, not a curated record. NCBI's taxonomy places the organism in Eukaryota, Viridiplantae, Streptophyta, Magnoliopsida, Fabales, Fabaceae. Gene Ontology annotation, molecular function: protein binding. The transcript has 9 exons. Gene Ontology annotation, cellular component: cytoplasm.